Molecule: messenger RNA, 1841 nt
Organism: Rattus norvegicus (Norway rat)
Lineage: Eukaryota; Metazoa; Chordata; Mammalia; Rodentia; Muridae
Gene: Tcerg1l
Product: transcription elongation regulator 1-like
Exons: 12
Coding region: 1-1683 (560 amino acids)
Molecular function (GO): RNA polymerase binding
Source: RefSeq, marked provisional
AUGAAUGCAGACCCGCCGCCACCGCCCUGGGUUUGGAUGGUCCCCGGCACCGCCGGGCUGCUCCGGCUUGGUGCCGGGGUCGCGCCCCCCCCGGUGCUGUUGCCCUCGGCGCAACCUGCCUCCGCCCCGCUGCUCCCGAGGCUGCCCGGCUGGCCAGCCCCGGGCGAGCCUCUGCUGCCCCUGCUGCCGCUGUCCUCUGCGCCAGACCACGCCGCCGUGCACCAUUAUCCCCUGCUCCACGGACAGUGGCUGUUUGGUGGUCAUUCUCCAUCCAUAGGACUAGCCCCCUCCUCUGCCGUGGAGUUGGUGCCCCUUUUCCCACAUGUCUGCCCUUCUACUCUGUCACCUCCUGUUGGGAAAAGCUGGAUAGAUAAGAGGAUGCCUAAUUACAAGAUCUUUUUUAAUAAUUCCUUUGCUCUGGACUCAACAUGGAUAUACCCUGAGGAAUCAGGACUCUUCCACAGCCAUGAAAAAACUCAUUUUCUGGCAAACCGAGUAACUCCAUCUCUGUCUAGGCCCGCUCCUGCCUCCAGGCCUCUCCCAACUGUGGUAUUAGCAGCUCAGCCAAUACCAGGUGGUUGCCAUGACAGCCUUAAGCCAAUCAGCAGGGGUCCCACCAUCACCAUCACUGCUGCCACAGCUGCUGCAGCUACUGCCAUGGUCUCUGUAGACCCUGAGGAACUCCGGGGUCUGAGCCCCUCCAUCAUGCAGCCCUGCCAUUUCCUGACAUUGACCCCCAUCAGAAUCCCCCUCCGGACUGCCCCAUUCUCAGAUAAAAGCAAAGAGCACAGCCGUGCACCCCGUCCCCCUGCUCUAAUGCUACGUGCCCCAGAGAGGAAAAGCUUGGUGGGAGACAAAGAGGAUAAGGAGCCUCCGCCCAUAUUGGUAAGAGGGGAGGAUACUGCAGCAAAAGGCAAUAAACCGGUGGCCUCCACGCCUGUGCCUGGAUCCCCCUGGUGUGUGGUCUGGACGGGCGAUGACCGGGUUUUCUUCUUCAACCCGACCAUGCAGCUGUCAGUCUGGGAGAAGCCAGUGGACCUGCAGAACCGUGGGGACCUCAAGAGAAUCAUCGAGGACCCACCCCACAAACGCAAGCUGGAGGCCUCAGCAACUGAAAGCAGUGAUGGAUCCAGUUCAGAAGAUGGCAGUGAGGACCAAAGUGUGAAAACCAAGAGGAACAGGACUGAAAGCUGUGAGAGCCCUGGACCAGAAGACACACAGCAAGUGGACAAGGGACCCCAGACGCCACCCCCACAGAUUCUCCUACCCCUGGAAGAGCGUGUGACCCAUUUCAGAGACAUGCUGCUGGAGAGAGGGGUGUCAGCGUUUUCUACUUGGGAGAAAGAAUUGCAUAAAAUUGUGUUUGAUCCACGGUAUCUCCUGCUAAACUCUGAGGAACGAAAACAGAUAUUCGAGCAGUUUGUCAAGACGAGAAUGAAAGAAGAAUACAAGGAAAGGAAAAGUAAAUUGCUCUUAGCCAAAGAAGAAUUCAAGAAACUCCUAGAAGAAUCGAAAGUGUCACCCAGGACCACAUUUAAAGAGUUUGCAGAGAAGCACGGCCGGGACCAGAGAUUUCGUCUUGUUCAGAAGCGAAAGGAUCAGGAGCACUUUUUCAACCAGUUCAUACUUAUCCUAAAGAAACGGGACAAGGAAAACAGACUAAGGCUCCGGAAGAUGAGAUGAGUCUGUGCAAAUGCAAUACGACAGUGGACAGCUGAGUGUGCACUUGGGGGGACAGAGGUGGCAGUGGCCGGCUGCUCUGCCCAGUUCAGGUGGCCGGGGCACUGGAUGUUCUCAGAGAAUUACUGUUUCAUAUUGAAGCUCCCUCUUUUGUACAUUGU